UAUACGAAAUAUUUAUUUUUUUCUUUCUAAAACUCGAUAUCGUGUAUGUUUAUAUAUGUAUAUAUUUGUGGUUGAGAUUGUGUGCGUAUAGGUUAUGGGAAAAAGUAGGACAUGAUGAUGAUGAUGACGAUGGGGUGUUUCAACUGGUCAAGGAAGAAGAAGAAGAAGGCAUCAAUGGCGUCGAGGCCGCUGGGGAAAAGAUGGAGAGAUCUGAGCGGUCGAAAUCAUUGGAAGGAUGCGUUAGAGCCGUUGGAUUUGGAACUCAGACAAUACAUAAUCCACUACGGUGAGAUGGCUCAGGCAACGUACGACACUUUCAAUGCCAACACCAAAUCCAAAUACGCCGGUUCCAGCAUCUACUCUCGUCAAGAUUUCUUCUCCAAGGUGGGUCUAGAGAAGGGACACCCAUAUUGCAAGUACCAAGUGACAAAGUUCCUAUACUCGACUUCUCAAAUCAGCGUCCCCGACUCGUUCUUGGUGUUCCCGGUUUCCCGAGAGGGUUGGACAAAGGAAUCGAACUGGAUCGGUUACGUGGCAGUGGCCACGGACCAAGGCAAGCAAGUGUUGGGUCGGAGAGACAUCGUGGUCGCAUGGAGAGGAACCAUUCAGACAUUAGAAUGGAUUAACGAUUUCGAUUUCGGUACCAUCAAUGCCAAGAAGAUUUUCGGGGAUAACGGUGAUGGAGUUGGAGUGCAUCAAGGAUGGUAUUCGAUCUAUACAUCAGAAGAUGAACGUUCACCGUUUAAUAAGGCUAGUGCAAGAGACCAGGUUUUGAGAGAGAUAAGGAGAUUGGUGGAGAAGUAUAAGGACGAAGAGAUUAGCAUUACGAUCUGUGGACACAGCCUCGGAGCGGCACUCUCGACCCUAAGUGCAGCCGACAUUGUGGCUAAUGGUUACAACAGACCGAAAAAUCUUCCCGACAAGUCUUGUCCCGUCACCGUAUUCGCUUUCGCCAGCCCUCGUGUCGGUGACUCUGAUUUCAAAAGAUUAUUCUCAGGACUCGAUGAUCUGCGUGCACUACGGAUAAGGAAUCUACCGGAUGUGGUUCCGAUCUAUCCUCCAAUCGGAUACUCCGAGGUCGGGGAAGAACUGGUAAUGGACACGAGGAAAUCUCCGUACCUGAAAUCUCCUGGAAACCCUACCUUGUUUCACACCAUGGAAGUUUACUUGCAUGGGAUUGCUGGAACUCGAGGCACCAAAUCGGAUUUCAAACUUGAAAUCGAACGUGACAUUGCUCUGGUUAACAAACCGAUCGACGGAUUGAAGGAUGAAUUUAUGGUUCCUGGUUCUUGGAGAGCUCUCAAGAACAAGGGUAUGGCUCAACAGAAUGACGGGUCAUGGAAGUUGAUGGACCAUGAGACCGAUGAUAACGAAGAUGUUGAAAUUUGAUUCUGGGUUUUUGGAAUUUGGUUUGAUUUAUAUAUAUAUAAAUUUACCAGAUUUGGUUAGUUUAUUUUUCCAUGAACAUUGUUCCUCUACUUUCUCCUGUUUACUGUAAUUAUAUACAUGAAUCAAACAUUAUGUUUUAU
Tarenaya hassleriana is the source of this 1529-nucleotide messenger RNA. RefSeq names its product phospholipase A1-IIgamma-like. The transcript is spliced from 4 exons. Lineage: Eukaryota; Viridiplantae; Streptophyta; Magnoliopsida; Brassicales; Cleomaceae. Bases 112 to 1389 code for a protein of 425 amino acids. The record is from RefSeq and is a predicted model, not a curated record. Gene Ontology annotation, molecular function: glycerophospholipid phospholipase A1 activity. Gene Ontology annotation, biological process: lipid metabolic process.